Messenger RNA from Cyclocybe aegerita, 642 nucleotides. The record is from the annotation of a GenBank genome assembly. Lineage: Eukaryota; Fungi; Basidiomycota; Agaricomycetes; Agaricales; Hemipholiotaceae.
AUGGUAUUUACUGACUCUAUGGGCUCGGCCCAUAAAGCAGUGGACCCCUCUGUGCAUUCUGGUCAGGCUUUUACAUGGUUUGAGGCGGAUGAUUUCUGCCACAUCACCUUUGUUUACGUUCCAUCUGCUCUGCGGUGGGACAUUCAUGGUGAGGCACACAAGUAUGUCACUGAACUCAAAGUCAGGGUUGGACAUCGCAAGACGGACAAUUCUAUAGACGUGCUGCACUCUCGAGCCGUGCACUCAGUCCUGGAUUUGUGGAGUUCCACUUUCCAGGAUCCAACUUACCGAGGCUCUGAAUUGUUAGAGCUUCAACAGCCUGACAGGCAGCCGAUCCAGCCAUCGUACCUCAAUGGGGGACCUUGGCUUUCAACCUUCGGACACAGUAUUACUGAGUUCGCUCGCGUUUGCCAGUGCAUAACUGGCCACGCGCCCAUUGGAGUGUACUACUGUCACUUCAAGAUCAAUGAGCCUCACAGCUGCACUUGUGGGGCUGCUUUGCAGUCCCAUCAGCACAUCCUCUUUUGCUGUCAUGAUAGAUACUCUGUACACUAUCCCCGUUUUCUCAAAGAUAUUGCAUCAUUUAUGAAGUACAACCCUACAGCGUUUGGCUUCAACCAAGACCCUUUGGGGGUCAGAUAA